Messenger RNA from Stegodyphus dumicola, 2116 nucleotides. RefSeq lists its product as uncharacterized. NCBI's taxonomy places the organism in Eukaryota, Metazoa, Arthropoda, Arachnida, Araneae, Eresidae. Gene Ontology annotation, molecular function: protein binding. The record is from RefSeq and is a predicted model, not a curated record.
CCCUUAUUGUAUGCAGCUAACAGUCAAACAACAGUCCAAUCACAUAAAGAAGUUACAUACACAUUUCUAAAGGCAUAUUUUCUGCUACAUGAAGUGCUUUCAAUUUACAAUUAAAAGAGAAAGGCAUAAGAAGAAAAUUUUAAAAACAUGCCAUUCCUUUCAAAAGUGUACUAUCUGCUCAUACUCAGUAUAUGGAUAACAGAGACACUGCAAGUACCAGAUGAUCUUCAAUGGGGUAAAACUUGCCCGGCUGAAUGCCAAUGUGAAAUUAAAACUGCAACUGAAACUUUAAUUUCACGAUGGAAAGAUGAAAACAGUCUGGUAAAAUCAGCCUUAUGUGUUUUCAAAAAUGACAGUUUGGAUUCGAUUGUUGAGCUACCUAAUGAUACAGAAUCCAUUACAUUUCUACAAGCAGAUGAUGAUACAGUAAUGGUUUUUACUCAUAAUAUUCUCAAGACUAUCCCUAAAUUAAAAAGCAUUGAUAUGCAAGGGUCACUGAGUAAUGCAACAACUUACAUCACAAAUGAUGUAUUUCAUGAUCUCCAAGAUUUGAAAUAUUUAUCACUACAGCGAGUGGAUAUAAUUGGUGCAGAAAAAGCCUUCUCAAAGCUUUCAUCUCUAGAGGUUCUGUAUGUCAUUCAUUGUAUCAUAGAUUAUUUAAAGUGGGAGAUGCUUGAUGGUUUAAAGAAUUUAAAAGAACUUUAUUUACUACAAAGUGGAAUUAAAGAACUUUAUGGUUUUGCAUUCUAUGGAACACCAGAAUUACGGCGCUUAUUUCUGUCUCAUAAUGAUUUAUUUUCAGUUGAAGCAGAUGCAUUUGUUGGACUUCUAAAGCUUGAAUAUCUUGAUUUAAGUAACAACCAUAUUGAUCAUCUUUCUGGCUUAACAUUUCCACCACUACCACAUUUACAAUGGUUGGAGCUUAAGCAUAAUCCUAUAAAAGUUAUAUUUCCACACUGCUUUCGGUUCCUAAAUGGGACACAACAUCUUACAUUAGGCCACAAACAGCAACCAGUGCAUCUGAUGAAAUUUAGUUUCCGAGGGUUAUAUUCAUUGAUCUCCCUGCACAUACCUAACAUAGAUAAUGAUGCUUUGAUAGAACACAUGUUCUAUGAUUUAAGUUCAUUAACUCAUUUGAAUUUGAAAGGCAGGAUAAAAGUCAUAAAUAACAAAGCCUUCAAUGGAGCACAUAAACUUUUGAAGAAGCUUAUUCUUCACAACUGCAAACUACAAAAGGUGUAUGAAGAUGCAUUUUAUGGUCUAGAAAAACUUCAUUUACUUGACUUAUCUUCAAAUCUUUUACUUAGUUUAUCAGAUGGAACUUUCAAGUACUUAAAAUCAAUUCAACAUGUGUUGCUACAUAACAACAGAUUUAUACAAAUAUCAGAAGAAUUGUUCCUCACUCUGCCUACACUUAAAGUUACCACUUUGUAUAAUAAUCCAUGGAACUGUACAUGCAAGAUGAAGAACUGGAAAGAGGAAAUUGCAAUGCAUAAAUAUAUCGAAUUUGAAAAAAUAUGCAACCAAACGAAUGACUGUUCAGAUAAUUAUUUCUCUGAAUCUAAUGUAGAUUUGACACCCAGGUGUGAAUAUCCUCAGCACUACAAAGCUGAAAAUGUUUUUAAAAUACUUAAACUACUGGCAUGUGAUUAAUUCACAUAAAACAUCAAGAUCAAGGUAAUAUGUUUUGUUUGGAUUUGAAAAAAAAAAAAAAAGAAAGAAAGAAAGAAAGAAUUCUUCAAGGUAAGUUAACACAUGGGGGGAAAAAGAAAUACGCAGUUUUCACUUUAUGAAGAAGACAUAUGAGUUGAUCACAUCUGCAACUUAACAACAUAAAUUUUCCUUUAAAGAAAAAUUAAUGAUAUUUCUGCACUUUUAAAAAUAAACUUCCUGUAAUUAUAGAAAAUUUUGCAUGUUUAAACUAUUGUACAUAACAUUUCAUAAUUCAUUAAAAGCAAUUUUCAUUUAUGACUGUAAGUUUUCAUGUACCUUUAUAUAAAUGCUGUAUAUUCUACCCAAUCUGCAUUAUCUGAAUUCAACAGAACAUGAAAUGAAAUUAGAUUUUAUCAUUUGUUAUAUAUUUGGUCUAUUAAAUAAUAACUAAUUAUUUAACAUA